AGCAAAAGCAAAACCAUGGCGGAGACCCUGCAGCUGCCCGCGCUACAGAUCCAGGGGCCGGAGGAUGGGGAAUGUGAGCGGAAUCCGGCACUGUCGAGCUCUUGCAGUCCUUCUCUACGCCGCAAGCGCUUUAAAAUGCGACGGAUGAAAAAUGUCAUGAGUGAGAAGGAACAGCUGGAGAAGGAUCAGCUUCAGCGGACUGGCUCCAAGGAGUACCUCCAGCUUCCGUCCAUCGAGAUCACACCAUCCGGUGAGGAGGAUGCGCCGUGGUCCAGCUGUUCCACCCCCACCGCCUCACCCCAACGCAGACGCUUCCUUCUGCGCAAGUGGCUGCGCGGAGGUGACAAAAAAGACAAUGGCAGUGAAAGCAGCAGUCAGCAGAGCAGCCUGCAGAGCAGUCAUGAAGAGGAGUCCACCACACGUUAUUUAAGUCCGAACGCCCGUGAGGACAGCACUGCCAGUAACUCGAACCGCAGCACGCCGGCCUGUUCACCCGUCCUGCGUAAACGCUCGCGUUCCCCAACACCCCAGAGUCCGGAGGGAGAGAACAUGGUGGAGAAAAACUCGGAUCAUUCCUCAGACAAAUCCCCCUCCACCCCUGAACAAGCUGUCCAGCGCACCUACAGUCAGUCGAUUCACAACACCCGUCCCGCCGGCAAGAACUCCAAGUCACUCAAGAGAUUGUCUAAAAAAAGUCAAAGCUGGUACAACGUUUUGAGUCCCACAUAUAAGCAGCGAAAUGAAGACUUCAGGAAGCUCUUUAAGCAGCUGCCUGACACGGAGCGUCUCAUUGUGGACUACUCCUGUGCCCUGCAAAGAGAUAUUCUCCUGCAGGGUCGCCUCUACCUCUCCGAAAACUGGAUCUGUUUCUAUAGCAACAUCUUCCGCUGGGAAACGCUGCUGACCGUGAGGUUAAAAGACGUCUGCUCCAUGACAAAAGAGAAGACGGCUCGACUCAUACCCAAUGCAAUCCAGCUGUGCACAGACAGUGAAAAGCACUUUUUUACCUCAUUCGGAGCGAGAGAUCGGACAUACAUGAUGAUGUUCAGACUCUGGCAGAAUGCCCUCUUGGAGAAGCCUUUGUGUCCCAAAGAGCUGUGGCACUUUGUCCAUCAGUGUUAUGGAAAUGAACUCGGUCUGACCAGUGAUGAUGAGGAUUAUGUACCUCCCGAUGACGACUAUAACACAAUGGGGUACUGUGAGGAAAUCCCCCCCGAAUACAACGAGGCCAAUGACAACUGCCCCAAAACAUCAGAGGCAAAAAUGGACAUCAGCCCACAGCUCCACAAAAAAGUUUCCCCCAAUAACAGCCUGAAUUCAACAGACAGCGCAGAUGCUCCAGUUAGUUUUGACAUUCCCCCGGUGGAGGAGUUUGCUGGCUGUGCCCCAGAAGACCUCCUGUCCCUGCCUUUACCUGACAACAAACCUUCAGAAAGCAAUGGCUCCGCCCCCACCCCAGUCCCCGCCCCCUCGCUUGACUUUAACGACAAUGAGGACCUGCCCACCGAACUCAGCGACUCCUCGGAAACACAUGACGAGGGAGAGGUGCAGGCCUUCCAGGAAGAUCUGAAUGGGAAGCUGUACAUUAAUGAGGUGUAUAAGUUCAGCGUAGACAAGCUCUUUGACAUCCUCUUCACAGAAUCCCAAUUCAUGAGGGACUUCCUGGAACAGAGACGCUUCUCAGAUGUGGUCUCUCACCCCUGGAGGAAAGAAGAAGGAGGAACUCAGACCAGAGAGAUCAUGUACACCAUCUCUCUCUCCAACCCGCUAGCCCCCAAAACAGCCACAGUCACAGAGACACAGACUCUGCACAAGGCCAGUCAAGUGAGCGAGUGCUACAUCAUUGACGCUGAGGUGAUCGCUCACGACGUCCCAUAUCACGAUUACUUUUACACGCUUAACCGGUACAUGCUCACUAGAGUCGCCAAAAACAAGUGCCGUCUGAGGGUGUCGGCUGAAUUGCGCUACAGAAAGCAACCGUGGGGAUUGGUCAAGGGUUUCAUUGAGAGAAACUUCUGGAGCGGCCUGGACGAAUACUUCAGGUAUUUAGAGCUGGAGUUAAAUAAGGUACAGAUGCUGCUCUCCGAACAUCAUACACAGUCUCCUAAAUCCAAAGCAUUACGCACAGCGAGGCGACGGAAGCGACCGCUGACGCACAUGAGACAGCAGCACCUCGAUGAGGCGCUCAGUCCCGUCACCACACCUGAGGGGGAGAAGAGCGUCAUCCAUCGCAUCAAACACGUGGCAGGAUCCACACAGACCAGACACAUGCCGGAUCACGGGUCUGAAGGUCUGGCUCUCUACAGCGUCUCUAAACUCUUGCUCAUCAUCAGCUCUGUUCUGGUGUUGCUGGUCUUUUUAAACAUGAUGCUGUUUUAUAAACUCUGGAUGCUGGAGUACACCGCUCAGACUCUGACCUCUUGGCACAAUCUCAGGUCUCAGGAAAGUAAACUUCCACAGACACAGACAGAAUGGGCACAGCUCUUAGAGUCCCAGCAGCGUUUUCAUGAAAGCGAGCUGGAGAAAUGGAGGGAGAUAAUAAAAACCUCUGUGCUGUUGUUAGACGAGAUGAGGGAGUCUCUAGUGAAGCUACACAAGAGCGUUGGAUUAAGAGACUACGAAUCAGAGACUGAGGAGAGGAGGAAUCAUUAUCACUGACGAACAGAAUCCCAGCUCGGCCAACGUGAACAUCUCUACACAAGGAGGUUUGAUGAGCCGGGCUGGGCGGGGCGAGUGGGCGGGGCAUGGUUGAACUAAAUAGCUUUCAUAGUCCAAAUGCAUAACCCUACGCUCUCAUGCCUCUUCCCUCCUUAUCUCCUCACUUUUUGGAACGUUAUGCCGAGAGAGCCCAAAUAAAGGAAGGCAUUCAGGCGGGGCGCCGCGUGAAAACUGAUUGUUCUGCACACCCAGGGCUAAAACAAACAAACUUGUUUAACCAUCAAUGCAAAACGGACACUGGACCCUCGCUGGUUUAAAUACUUGAAAGACUGGAGCUGAUGUUGAAACGCAACAGCAUCCUUUUUUGAAACUUCUCGGAGUCUUGGACCAGAUAAAAAUAUAAAGGACAUAAACAUUUAUUUAUAAUCUAUAUAUAUAUAUAUAUAGAGUCGAAUGAUAUAUGUGAAAAUAUACGAUUUGUAAAUAGAGUUAUAUUUGUUGCCAGAGUUCAUUUGUAACAACUUUCCAUGGAGAAUCAAGGCUGGUUCCUUGAUAGCCUGCGCCAUGGUGCAUUAAAUAUAUGCAACUGAUAUUUAAUCUCCGGUGGGAAGGAGGGACCUCACCUGAUUGGAUGAUUUGUGGUGAGCCACGGUCACCCAGGUUAAAUGGUGAAAACAUCUGUUGUGCGUCAUUGGCUGCAUUACAAUUUGCAUACUGCUUGAGUAUUAGAUGAGUAUUAGACGCAACGCUAGUAUUUGGACAAUCCACUAUAUUAUAAAUGUGUGUCUUGGUACCUCAGACUCACUGUUGCAUGUAAGUGUGAGCAUGCAUCUAAAUUCAUUAGUUUACAACUGAUGUGUCCACAUUUACAUACUGUACGUUAGGGCUGCAUAAUGAUAAAUUGCGACUAAUCGUUUGCAAAAUUAUAGUUUUUGUUUACAUCAUACGGUAUUUGUAUGUACUUUAUAUGUGUGUAUAAUAAUUAUGUAUAUAUAAAAUACACACAUGCAUGUAUAAUUUUAAGCAAAAAAUUAUUAUUAGAUUAAAUAUUUAUAUAUAAAUCAUUAUGCAGCCCUGUACGUACAUUCAUGCAUUUGUCAGAUGCUUUUAUCGACAAAAAAGUGACUUACAGUGCAUUCAAAGUAUUUUUUAUCAGCAUGUACUGUAAGUAAUUUGCCUCUCACUGCAAAAAAAUGACUUUUUUUCUUAGUAUUUUUGUCUUGUUUUCAGUAAAAAUAUAAAAAUAUCUUAAAUUAAGAUGUAUUUUAUUGAUAAGCUAAUUGACCUAGGAAAAUAAGUGUAGUUUUUAGACAAAAAAAAUAUAAAAUUUAAGAGAAUUUGUGCUUAAAACAAGCAAAAAAAAAAAAACAACUGCCAAUGGAACACUGCAAAAAAUUAUUUUCAAGAAAAAAAUUCUUAGUAUCUUAGUUUUUAGUAAAAUAUCUAAAAAUUCUUAAAUUAAGAUGCUUAAUAUCAAAUUUAAGUGAUUUUGUGCAUAAAACAAGCAAAAAAUCUAAAAUAGGGUAAGCACAUUUUUCUUGAAUUUUUCUUGAAAUUUUGUGUUUAAGAAAAAUUUUCAAGAUUUUUUUGCUUACUCCAUUGGCAGAUUAUUUGCUUGUUUUAUGCACAAAAUCACUUACAUUUGAUAUUUUUGGUCUUAUUUUCUUCGGUCGUUUUGCUCAACUUUUCACUAGACUAAACUCGCAGGCGAACUACUGAAAUUCGGUUUGGCUGUUUGUUUGCACAACAACUGCCACUUCAUUGUCCAGGGUUACUUGUAGUAAUAAACGUAUCUCAUUAUGCAUCUCAACAAAAUUCAAUGUUAAUGCUUUUGCCAUAGAAAGAUGUGAAUGUGCUAACAUCGCCAACUACUGGCCUGGCACACGUAAUACAGCGUUUUAGUUGUUAUGGCAGAUCCAUAUAAACGUAGAUGUUUUUGGCAGUGCUGUCAUGUCAUUUUUCAAAACUUUCAGUUUUUACUGCAUUGUGUAGCUUCGGACAUUAUAGGUUUAUUUAACUUUAAACACUGUGGCAUGGCUAAACAUUUUUGUUUCAGCAUUCAACGAUAUUUAUUUUGGUUUUGUUUGGUGAUGCAGAAAUUGCACACUUCACUUAAAGGAAUAGUCUACUAAUUUUCAAUAUUAAAAUAU
This is a messenger RNA of Paramisgurnus dabryanus, 4808 nucleotides long. RefSeq names its product GRAM domain containing 1Ba (gene gramd1ba). Gene Ontology annotation, molecular function: cholesterol transfer activity; cholesterol binding. The record is from RefSeq and is a predicted model, not a curated record. Gene Ontology annotation, cellular component: plasma membrane; endoplasmic reticulum-plasma membrane contact site; endoplasmic reticulum membrane. NCBI's taxonomy places the organism in Eukaryota, Metazoa, Chordata, Actinopteri, Cypriniformes, Cobitidae. Gene Ontology annotation, biological process: intracellular sterol transport.